ACGGGUUUGUGCGGAGUGCACUUUCGUCUUCCGACCAAACUCUUGAUGACCUGUGUUUGUGCUUGAGCCAUGCAUAUGGAGCCAAGUGGUGCUGCCUCAAGUUAUAGGCUAUAGAUUGGGCCAAAUAUAGCAUUCAAUCAUUGAAGGUGAUUUCAUCCGAAUCAUCGUUCAACGAGGGCCGGUACAUUGUUCAGUUACGUCCCUGACUCCAAUCCUUCUUUCCGGCACGACAUACCAUAUAAACAAGGACCCACCCACAUUCACGACCUUAAACCUGACCGCUAACUUUGACGACGUUUUUCAGCCAUGACUAUCCUGUUUAUGAAUAUGAGGCUCAUCGGUUAUGUAACCGUUUUUCUGCUAUCCGGGGCUGUCCUUGGAUUUGCCGCCAACUUUGCAAGAUUAUUCCUCCCCCACAUCAAUCGUGACUUCACCAUGUUCGCUCUGAUUCCACCAUCAGCCACCAUCUUCGCAUUUCUGUGCAUAAUGCAGUUUGCGCAGCCAAUAGUGGAGGUAACAUUCCACUUCAUCCUCGGUGUUCUAUGGCUAGCCAUGGGCGCAUGGACCGCGGAUAUGAUCGGAUAUGUGCAAUGCUACCCACUUCAAGGACAGGUGGCCACAGCCAAAGGAAGUCUCUCUGCGCGGACGUAUUGCUAUGAAAUGAAAGUUAUCGAAGCAUUCUCGUGGACUAUAUUCGUGUUAUUUACAUUCUUCUUCAUUACUAUGAUCACGCUUACCACGCGCGCAGUCGUUUGUGGGCGGUACUAUGCGUGGCGGGAACAUGUCUCGCAGCUAGGCUGGUUUGGAGAAUUUCCAGGAUACCCCACUGAAGCUGUAUAUCCGCGAGCCCCGAUGUUCGGAGGAUACGGUCAGCCAUACCCAAUGAUGGGAGGAUACCAUAUGCAACAAAUGCCGGGUCACUCCAUCAUGGUUCAGCCAGGUAUCAAUGGUGGCCAGCCUAUUGUCUCUCAGGUACCAGUCUAGGUACCUUCUUCUAUUGAACGUUAGAAAUCAUGCCUGUGUAUUUGACGUGUUGGAAAGCUCACGAUAUUUUCUGAUUGUACUUAGAGUGGUGCACAUGUAGAACAUGUAGCUCGAACACGAAUUCAUCAAAUUCCGCCGCAUCGAUAGAACUAGUUAUUCCACCUUUGCCCAACCUUUGCCCAUAACAAUUUGCCAAGAUCGGCUAGUCCCGAACCAGGACUAAAUUUACGUAGAACAAUUGAUGAGAAAUUGAAUAAUGCAAAUAUU
This is a messenger RNA of Suillus clintonianus, 1251 nucleotides long. RefSeq lists its product as uncharacterized. The coding region runs from base 307 to 984 and encodes 225 amino acids. The transcript is spliced from 8 exons. The record is from RefSeq and is a predicted model, not a curated record. Lineage: Eukaryota; Fungi; Basidiomycota; Agaricomycetes; Boletales; Suillaceae.